AUGGAGGUGGGUGGAUACUGCACUGUGGGGGUGCAGAUGCAGGUGUGUGGACAAUGCACUGAGGGGAUGCUGGUAUGUGGAUACUGCAAUGUGGGGAUGCAGGUGUGUCGAUACUGCACUGUCGGGAUUCAGGUAUGUGGAUACUGCACUGUGGGGAUGCAAGUGUGUGGAGACUGCACUGUGGGGAUGCAGUUAUGUAGAUACGGCACUGUGGGGAUGGAGGUGGGUGGAUACUGCACUGUGGGGAUGCAGAUGUGUGGAUACUUUACUGUGGGGGUGCAGGUGUGUGAAUACUGCACGGUGGAGAUGCAGGUGUGUGGUAACUGCAAUGUUGGAAUGCAGGUGUGUGGAAACUGCACUAUGGGGAUGCAUAUGCGUGAAUACUGCACUGUGGGAAUCCAGGUGUGUGGAUACUGCACCGUGGGGAUGCAGGUGUGUGGAUACUGCACUGUGAGAAUGCAGGUAUGUGGAUACUGCACUGUGGGGAUUCAGGCGUGUGAAUACUGCACUGUGAGAAUGCAGGUGAUGCAUGCACCCAGGUCGUUGAGAACUUAA
Messenger RNA from Mya arenaria, 555 nucleotides. RefSeq lists its product as uncharacterized. The transcript has 5 exons. Lineage: Eukaryota; Metazoa; Mollusca; Bivalvia; Myida; Myidae. The record is from RefSeq and is a predicted model, not a curated record. The coding region runs from base 1 to 555 and encodes 184 amino acids.